Molecule: messenger RNA, 1674 nt
Organism: Sphenostylis stenocarpa
Lineage: Eukaryota; Viridiplantae; Streptophyta; Magnoliopsida; Fabales; Fabaceae
Source: the annotation of a GenBank genome assembly
AUGGAUAGUUCAGAAUAUUCAACCGGUAUUGUCUUAGGGAAAAUUCCUGAGAACACUUUAAAUGUAUUAGGACGUCGAUUUGUGCAAGAUCAAUGUGACAUGGCGAAAUUGGCUUGUUUAUCUGAUCAUUUAAUUGAUGAGGAGUUGCAUAACAGAAACAAGUUUCAAAAGUCAACUGCUAGAACACCUAGUUAUCCGACCUCAUUUUCCUCAAACUUACAGGUCCAAUCUCCACUUUGGGAUAGCAAUAACGAAUAUAUGACAAUGGGGUUUUUAGAUUCUAUCUCAGAACAUCAAAGACAAGCCCCAUUGUUCAAUCGUGAGAAUCAUAUUAUAAAUUCAGGGUCUGUUGGAACUUCGGGCACUGCAGGUACCGGGAUUGCCAACGAUUACUAUGGAUCAAAUGGUAAUUUGGCUGGAAAAACUGGUAGAAGGUUUGAAUUUCCUGUCAAGACCUGUCACUAUUUUAAUAAAGGAUUUUGUAAGCAUGGAACUAGCUGUAGAUAUUAUCAUGGACAGAGUGUCCCUGAUGGAUUCUCUCAUACGUAUGGAAAUGAAAAUGUUAACGAUGAUCAGAUAAUUUCACCUGGGUCACUAGCACAACUAGAGUCAGAAAUUGUUGAACUCCUAAAACUGAAAAAGGGUGGUUCUAUAUCAAUUGCUUCACUUCCAAUGGCAUACCAUGACAAGUAUAAGAAGGUGCUGCAAGCAGAUGGCUACCUCACUGAGAGCCAGAGACAUGGUAAGUCUGGCUACAGCUUGACAAAGCUUCUUGCCCGGUUGAAAAAUAGUAUUCGGCUGAUUGACAGGCCUCAUGGGCAGCAUUCGGUUGUUCUGGUGGAAGAUGCUCCAAAGUACAAUGGAAAGGUAGAUUAUGGUAAAUACAUCAGUGCCUCACGUCAAAUAUACCUGACAUUUCCUGCUGACAGCACUUUUAGCGAGGCUGAUGUUUCAAACUACUUCAGCACUUUUGGAAAAGUUGAAGAUGUAAGGAUUCCAAGCCAAGAAAGAAGGAUGUUUGGAUUUGUGACAUUUGAUGAUCCUGAAACUGUUAAAGUAAUUUUGGAUAAGGGAAAUCCCCAUUAUGUUUGUGAAUCACGGGUUCUUGUGAAACCUUACAAGGAGAAGCCAAAACUUAUGCUCAGGAAGCACUCACAUAGAGUUGAUCACCCGCAACCGCAACCGCAACCACACCCGCAACCGCACCCUGCUUAUCACUCACCACAUUACUUAGACUUUGAGACUGAACCCACCUCAAAUUUUGUAGUUCCAAGAGGUUGCAGGAACUCUCGAUUUCUUAGGAGGCUGCUCUUUGAACAGCAAGAGGAGGCCCUUGAAUUUCAGAGAAGACGUUUUGCAGAGUUGCAAUUGGCCCAAAAUUCUUUUUCCACUUCACCCCAUUUAGGCUUUAACAUGGACGGAUCAACAGUUUUAGAUGAUCGUUUCAAUGUCCAGCCUGUUGAAUCUUGCAAUCAUGUUCUGAAUGACAAAGCCAGAUACAUGGAUAACAAUUACACUGAUGAGGACAGUCUUCUCAUAAUUGAUGAGGUCAAUUAUGAAAUGGAAUAUUUCUUGUUAUGUCAUGUGGACCAAGUCCAUGUGAAUCCAGCACAAAGAUUGGACUUUAAUUCCCAUGAUAUAUACUAUGAAGCUAAGAUGUCAAACUAUGAUUGA